GUCGACAGCAUACUUUUUCAAAGUACGACAUGCACUGUAAGAUUGAAAACGAUAUGUACGCCCAUGUAUACCACCACCUUUUUUAAAGCCAAAGAAAGGUGAUUUCCUUUUUUUUUGGUUAUUGUAACUCAUGUGCAACUUUCUUAAAAUAACUAUUUUAUAUUUCUUCAUAUUUCUUUCUUUCUUUCUUUCUAAUUAUGAGCUUCUCAAAUAUAAUCGCAAGAGAGAAUGACAUCAGUAUACCAAAACCUAUUCCAACAACAGAAAGACAUUCAAUUGGAGCCAAUAGCAGCAACACUAGUAUUAGUCACAAUAGGAUGAUAGAAUUAUAUAUUGAAUAUGAUAAAGAAAAGAAAGAUAUUAUGGUUACCAAUGCCAAGAAAGAGAUACUAUAUUAUUACAAUAAGCAGGACAAUACAAUUCAUGAUAAUCGAAAGACAGCACUAUGGAGGCUGAUCGACAAGGAUUGGCAUAAGAUGAUAUUGAAGAAUAGUGAGAAUAACAUAGAGAUUACGUUGUCAACAGAGGAAUUCAACUUUAUGUACGAUAAACAGUUAUACCAAUGGAGACUGAUACCAACUGAGAAUGAUGACGGUCAUUAUGUGCUAAACUGCUAUAGUUCAACUCAUCUGAUAGCACAAUUAAAUCGAUCAGUAUUCUAUAUCGAAUCUUGCUCUACAACCAACCCAUUUAAGCUAUUUAACCCUUUCUUUACCUUUACCCUCUUUUCGGCUUUAAUCAUUAAUGAAACUAUCGUCAAAAAUCUAUUAAGGUCAAUUGGAAAUGACUCUGUCGCAUUAAAAUCAAUACUUGACUUUAAACGACCUUAUAGUCAUAUUAGCCAUAACAAUGACAAUGAUGACGAUAAUGACGCUUAUUCAUACACCAGUACCAUAAAUACAGCUCAUUCAAUCGAAAUAAGUCCUUCUAUCUGGAACUGGUGUCAUCGUCUAUGGUGGUCUUGCUUCCCUUGUUGUAUGCCUGGUGGAUGUUGUGAUAGGGCUCGACUGAAGCUAAACCCCUUUUCAAGAAAAGGUUGGCAACAACAACAUUAUUAGCAGUUUUGUAAAUACAAAUAAAUUAGCAUUUCUUUUUAUAUAUAAAAAGUAGUAAA
Rhizopus microsporus ATCC 52813 is the source of this 1114-nucleotide messenger RNA. RefSeq lists its product as uncharacterized. The record is from RefSeq and is a predicted model, not a curated record. Lineage: Eukaryota; Fungi; Mucoromycota; Mucoromycetes; Mucorales; Rhizopodaceae. Bases 198 to 1058 code for a protein of 286 amino acids. The transcript has a single exon.